This is a messenger RNA of Symbiodinium natans, 3474 nucleotides long. Lineage: Eukaryota; Dinophyceae; Suessiales; Symbiodiniaceae. The record is from the annotation of a GenBank genome assembly.
AUGAUGAAAAACGAGGCUCACACGGCAGAUGCCGAGGAUUACACAGAGAGCGACGAUGAAGGCGCUGAUGGGUAUCGUAAGGGCGGAUACCACCCGGUGCACAUCGGCGAGAUUUACAACGGUCGGUACCACGUCCUCGCGAAACUUGGGUGGGGACACUUCUCCACUGUGUGGCUCUGCCAGGACCUCACACAGCAACGCUAUGUGGCAAUGAAGGUGCAAAAGAGUGCGCCGCAUUACACAGAGGCGGCUUAUGAUGAGAUUGAGCUUUUGGCCGAGGCCGCCAAGCGAUGCAAAGAUGAAGCUUGGGAGGAGACACAGAAAGGCCCCAGCCGCGCCCUUUUUCCUGAGCUCCCCUUCACGGGCGUGGUGCAGCUCAUAGAUUACUUCGAGCACUUCGGGGUCAACGGCAAACACGUUUGCAUGGUGUUUGAGACAAUGGGGCCCAAUGUGCUCGCUCUCAUCAAGAGGUACAACUUCAAGGGCAUCCCCUUGGAUAUUGUGCGCAAGGUCACGACUCACACGCUCAUUGGCCUCGACUACUUGCACAGAGUGUGUGGCAUCAUCCACACUGACUUGAAGCCAGAGAAUGUGCUGGUUGGGUGCCCUCGCGGGGUGCCUGUGAACAAGCAGGGCAUCCCCCUGGUGGGCAAUGUGGACCCCGUAAUGGCUGCAGCCAAGCGGGAUGGAAGAGUCCAGAAGGAAGAGAAAAAGCCAAGUGGGAAGAAGAAGGACAAAGACAAGAAGUAUGAUGAUGAAGAAGGUCACGGUGACGAUGAGGCUGAAGCGAUCCCACGCCCGCCGCCUGUCUUAGUGCCUGAGGCCAUGCAGGCAGCGCCGAACCCUUCCAGCCUCAACGAGCCACCGUACAUGAAGCCCUUCCUGAAGCCUUCACGAUCCGAUCCGACGCUGCUCUCCUCCUAUGGUGAUGACAUGGUGGCCAUGAGCCGGCCCCUGUACAACCACAUGAAGCCACCGGGAGUUCCUCAAAUGCCAGUCUCUCCAAUGAUGCCGCCGCCACCUUCGCAGGCGGCUGCUGCGCACGCGGCAGCAGCCGCUGCAGCGGGCCAACCUUCAUCGAAGAUCGAUAGCAUCGAUGAGAAGUUGAUUGACGAAGUUUUGGGUUUGGAUCUUUUUGAUCACGUCGGCGUCACGUACAAAGUGGCUGACUUGGGAAAUGCCUGCUGGGUGGAAAGGCACUUUUCGGAUGACAUCCAGACUCGGCAAUACCGUUCACCUGAGACCAUCAUCAAUGCAGGCUAUGACACCUCCGCAGACAUCUGGUCUUUGGCUUGCAUGGUUUUCGAGCUUGCUACCGGUGACUACCUCUUUGACCCCAAGGCUUCUGACGAAUACCCACGCGAUGAGGACCACUUGGCCCUCUUCAUCGAGCUUUUGGGCCCGAUGCCAAAGGACCUGAUUAGCAGGGGCCGGCGCUCCAACACCUACUUCAACCGGCGGGGCGAGCUCCGGCACAUCAAGUCCCUGCGCUACUGGCCCUUGGCCGAGGUGCUCUUACAGAAGUACCACAUGCACGAGGUCGAGGCACGUAAUUUGGCAUCUUUCCUUUUGCCAAUGCUCCACCUUUUGCCUGAAGACAGGAUUUCAGCAAAGGCUGCACUGGAGCAUCCUUGGCUACGUGGAGAGCCCAGUGAAGAUGUUAUUGAUAUGGUGAACCGCAAUGCGUUGAACAUGCCACGCGUUGCAUUGCCUCCACCGUUCGGAGCAAGAGACGGUCGAGGUGGCAUGGGGAUGGUGUAUGCAGAUGAGGAAAAAACACAUUUGCGGCUGCAGUGCUAUGACUCGUUCGCUGCUGCGGCUGCCCGAGAGGCAAUCGACUGGUACGAUCAAUCCUUCACGAAAGAGGUCGUGGAUGCGAAGCUGGAGUUUAAGGAGAUACUCGGCGCGGCCAUGGAUGCUGCCAAGACGUCGCAGGAAGGUGGUGGUAGUCUAGAAGAUGCGAUUCUGGCAGCAGCACAAGCAGCACAGCAGUCGGCUGCAGAGAAGGGCUUUGAUCCUCGGGAGCAGGCGAGACAGGCAAGCAUUGCGGGAGCAGAAGUGGCACGGCAGCUCGACGGAGACCUUCAGGGGCGUGCCGAGGCUGCCAAGAAAGCCGCGGAGAAGGUGGCUCUGGACCUGGGCUUCACUCAGCCGACAGCGGACCAGGAGGGAGGUCGGGCCAAGCGCCUGGUGCUGGAGGAUGGACAGGUCGGCGGCAACGCUGAAGAGCUUGGGGCAGAGCUGGGUCCUUCAGCGAGCCUGGCAGCGAACACCAAUCAACUGGGAGAGAACUUGGGGAACGGCGCGGGCUCCGCUGGCAGCCUGAGAGCUGCAGCGCCGGCUACGGGCGCCGGUGCCGUUGGAGAGGGUGCCGGUGCGGCUGCUGGUGAGGGUGGCAGUGUGGGUGCUGAGGGGCUGGUUGCAGGCGCGGGGGCGGGGGACGGAGGGAUUGGGAUGGGCAGGGCUGGUACAGCACUGGGCUCAGCAGACAGCUUGGAUGGAGAAGGAGAUUUGGCAGCAGGCGCGGCGGGAGCAGAAGUGGGUGGAGCCACAUCUGAAUCGAAAUCUGGUUCAAACUGGACAGACAACCUUCUGGUUAGCGUUAUGUAUGCCCUGGCCGGUGUUCUUGGAGUUGCCGCUUGUUUCGUGUGUCUCCGCUCCAUGCUGAAGGGCAGGCAUACGAAAAAGACAAAGCGAAAAGUGACUCUGGAAGCAGAGGCAGAAGACGAGGAGCAGCGACCGCUCAUGGCCAGCGAGGCUGCGCCAGACAAGGAUUCCGUGGCAGCGGCAGCUUACAAGACGGGUUCGGCCAUGCCUCGCAUCGAAGUCAAUGGCGGCACAGGGGCGAUGGCGCCUAUGGCGGCCAUGGCGCCUAUGAGCAUGCCAGGGGGCAUUAACUCUGCUGGCUAUGGUGGGUACGUGCAGUACGGUGGUACUUUGGCUCCCCCUACUCCGUGUGCCACAAUGGGUGCAAUUCCCGGUACCACCUAUGCCGGCUUAGCUGGGGCACCCUUUGCAUCAGCCCCAACCUUGGCCCAGCGCACGGGCAGCAUGGCAGUACCUGCGGCUCCCAUCUCCACAGUCUCCACAUCGGCGCUUCCGGCCGUUCCCAUUUCCACUGCCAAUGGUUUGCCUGCACAGGAGGUGAGGACCACAAGUCUGAGUGGUGCAGCUUCUGCUUCACCAGUGCUCACCCACGCACCUCUCCAGCUGAUGGCAGGACAGCAGCUUGGCUCGGGGCAGAUCCCAGCCUAUGCAAGCCUCUAUUCUGCUGGCCAUGAAGUGAAGCAAAUCUCUUACACCGAGUGGCAUAACGCCUGGCAGCCUGGCCUGCCGCGUGAUGUCGUCUUCACCAUCCCGGAUGGUGCUGUGGAGGGUGCGGCUCUCGUUGUCGAGGUCGAGCCUGGGGUUGUGGUCCCGACGACGGUCCCGACAGGUGCCUAUGCCGGUGCUCUGGCGUGUCUCCAGCGCUAG